This is a messenger RNA of Medioppia subpectinata, 903 nucleotides long. The record is from the annotation of a GenBank genome assembly. NCBI's taxonomy places the organism in Eukaryota, Metazoa, Arthropoda, Arachnida, Sarcoptiformes, Oppiidae.
AUGUUAGUAUCGGAUAAAUCCUCAACAAAUGAAUGCAGUUUUAAUCUCAAACCAAUUGCCAGUCCGGGACUGGAGUUAUCGGCCGCUAAUGAGUUGAGCAUUGUUUUCCUGACGCGAUGGGCAGCUGUCGAUACAUUAGCGCAAAUAAAGUUGAGAUUUAUAAUUAUGGUAAAUACGGUUAACAGCACUAUACCGGCACAGAUACGGGCCGAUACAUAUAUAGGGAGGGGUGGGUUCGGUCAAGUAUAUCGAGUGAGGCAUACAAUUGAAAAUCAGGUGUAUGCGGUCAAAAUUGUUAAGUUCCUUGACACUUAUGACGACCACAAACAACGGGAUAUAGUGAAAGAGGUGCAAAACUUGGUAAAAUUGCGCUCAGAAUAUGUGGUCAAUCACCGCAACUCCUGGCGCGAAGACAAUCAACUGUACAUUCAAAUGGACUAUUACUCACAAAAUCUACAGUCAAUUAUCGAUAACAAACACCUCGUUUUUGGGCGACAACAGGAAAACGUGAUGAAUAUAUUUGAAUAUUUCAUUUUGUGCGAAAUAUUCAAAGAACUGUUGGAAAGUGUGAAAUAUUUACACGAUUUGUGUCCACCGGUUAUCCAUCGGGAUCUCAAGCCAUCAAAUGUGUUGAUCUCACAAAAUAAUAACGAUAAUCGGUUCGUAAGGUUGUGUGACUUUGGUUCGGCCACUUUUCACGACAUGACAUCCAUGAGCCACACAACUAAUAUUGCCGACGAUCGGCCGACCAGUGGUCAAGUGCUCGACGACUAUAAUCAGUGUUGUGGUUAUUAUCACUCACUUGUGUUGACCGGCGCUCAUUGUGUCUACGGAUGGGGUAAUAAUACUUAUGGCCAGUUGGGUUGCGGUGUACAGAACUGGAAUGACAAACCUAUUUCCUAA